This is a messenger RNA of Condylura cristata (star-nosed mole), 4669 nucleotides long. It is a transcript of the gene LMAN1, whose product is annotated as lectin, mannose-binding, 1. The coding region runs from base 1 to 1557 and encodes 518 amino acids. Gene Ontology annotation, cellular component: endoplasmic reticulum-Golgi intermediate compartment; COPII-coated ER to Golgi transport vesicle; endoplasmic reticulum membrane. NCBI's taxonomy places the organism in Eukaryota, Metazoa, Chordata, Mammalia, Eulipotyphla, Talpidae. Gene Ontology annotation, biological process: endoplasmic reticulum organization; endoplasmic reticulum to Golgi vesicle-mediated transport; Golgi organization. The record is from RefSeq and is a predicted model, not a curated record. Gene Ontology annotation, molecular function: D-mannose binding. The transcript is spliced from 13 exons.
AUGGCGGGGUCCAGGCGGUGGGGUCCCUGCACCAGAGCUCGCCCGCUUUUCUGCGCCCUGCUGCUGUCGCUCAGUCGCUUCAUCGGGGGCGACGGCACGGGAGGCGACCCCGCGGCCGCCGGCGCCGCCGGCACCCCUCCCGCGGCGCCGCAUCGCCGUUUCGAGUAUAAAUACAGCUUCAAGGGGCCGCACCUGGUGCAGAGCGACGGGAACGUGCCCUUCUGGGCCCACGCCGGGAAUGCUAUUCCAAGUUCAGAUCAAAUACGAAUAGCGCCAUCUUUAAAAAGCCAAAGAGGAUCAGUUUGGACAAAAACAAAAGCAGCCUUCGAGAACUGGGAAAUUGAGGUCACUUUUCGAGUGACAGGAAGAGGUCGAAUUGGGGCUGAUGGCCUGGCCGUUUGGUAUACAGAAACUCAAGGCUUGGAAGGUCCUGUGUUUGGAUCUGCUGAUAUGUGGAAUGGUGUUGGAAUAUUUUUUGAUUCUUUUGACAAUGACGGAAAGAAAAAUAAUCCUGCUAUAGUAAUUAUAGGCAACAAUGGACAAAUCCAUUAUGACCACCAAAAUGAUGGUGCUAAUCAAGCCUUAGCCAGCUGCCAGAGGGACUUUCGAAAUAAACCUUAUCCUGUCCGGGCAAAGAUUACAUACUACCAGAAAACACUGACAGUCAUGAUCAACAAUGGCUUCACACCAGAUAAAAAUGAUUAUGAAUUUUGUGCCAGAGUGGAAAAUAUGGUUGUCCCGGCCCAAGGGCAUUUUGGGAUAUCUGCUGCCACAGGGGGUCUUGCAGAUGAUCAUGAUGUCCUUUCUUUUCUGACUUUCCAAUUGACGGAGCCUGGAAAAGAACCACCUACAGCGGACAAAGAAAUUUCAGAAAAAGAAAAAGAAAAGUAUCAGGAAGAAUUUGAGCACUUUCAACAAGAACUGGAUAAAAAAAAAGAGGAAUUCCAGAAGGACCACCCUGACCUGCAGGGACACCCAGCGGAUGAAAUAUUUGAGAGUGUGGGAGAUCGUGAGCUGAGACAAAUCUUUGAAGGACAGAAUCGUAUUCAUCUUGAAAUCAAGCAGUUGAACCGACAGUUAGACAUGAUUCUUGAUGAACAGAGAAAAUAUGUCACGUCUUUGUCGGAGGAGAUCUCUCGGCGAGGCAUGGGAGUCCCAGGGCAGCAGGGGCAGAUCUCACAGCAAGAACUGAAUACAGUUGUGAAUACUCAGCAUGAAAUUCUGAGACAAGUAAAUGAAAUGAAGAACUCCAUGAGUGAAACUGUCCGGCUGGUCAGCGGUAUCCAGCCCCCGGGCCCAGCGGGGGGCAUCUAUGAGACCACGCAGCACUUCAAUGACAUCAAGGAGCACCUGCACGUGGUGAAGCGGGACAUAGACCACUUGGUGCAGCGCGGCGCGCCGUCGAAUGAAAAGCCGAAAUGCCCAGAACUUCCACCAUUUCCAUCUUGUUUAUCUACGAUGCACUUCCUGAUAUUUGUCGUGGUGCAAACGCUGUUGUUCAUUGGCUAUCUUAUGUACAGGACCCAGCAAGAAGCAGCUGCCAAAAAGUUCUUUUGACCUCUGUUUACAUGUGUGCAUCAUGUAUGUAUAUAUAAAAUGUCUUUUUUUGAGGGAAUUUAAGUAUUUAAAUUACUUCAUAGUCUAAAUUAUUAAAUUUUGUAUAAAAUUACUGUUUAAAUACUGAUUUACAGUCAGAAUAAACCUUAAAACAAAGACAACCACAUGUAAAUUUGUGCAUAGUACGUGAAUCUAUUUAAAUUACAGUGAAUUUCUGGCCAGUAGAAUACAGUCACUGAGCAGAAAAUUGAUAGACAAGAGCUUAAAUAAUUCAAAGUGGGGCUUGCCUUUCAGAUAGAGAAGUCACCCCUAAAUCUCAAAUGUUGGUCUUUUUUUAAUAUAAACAUACCCGGCCUCCUCCCCAAAAAUUAGGUCUAGCUACAGGCUCCCCAUCAUGUUUAUGUUGUAGCCGACGGUAAUUUAGAGGUCAGAAUUUCCCAUGAACACCAUUCCUGCAAUUGUUUAGUGCAAUUCCCUUUUGAAAUCAAAGAAAAUUUUGUCCGAGAGCUUUAGGAGCUGGAUAAAAGGCUUCAGAAAGUUUAUUAAAGUAUUUUUUCCUUCUGGUUAUCAAUGAUAUGAUUCACUUUUAAAGGAAAUUUUGGGAGGAAAGCUGCUCUUCAAAAAACAAUUUAGGUGAAAACAUUCCUCUGAUAAUGGUUUUCAUGAGUAUUUGCUUGUUAAUCUAUUCAUUUGUACAGCUGCUCAUAUUCUCGAAUGUUUUCAUUCCAAUGGCAUCAGUUCAACAUUAUGGAAAUAAUUUUUACAUUUGCAUUCAUAACUGAAGGAAUUCAUUUCUCCUGUUUGGGACAGCAUGUCAGCUCAGCCCAGACGCACGCUCUGACCAUAUCUUAAGUUCACCAGCCUGGCUGCAGGCCUCCAUCCUCCCUGGCUCUGUGCUUCUGCAUACUCUUGCAACAAAUCAAAGAAACUGGUAGAAGCAGUGUUAGGGUUCUUUAAGACAAAAAUCGAUAAAUGGAAUGAGUAUUUCUGAUUUCCUUCUUGUAAUUCUUUUAAAGAUUUUGUGAAGCGCUUCUUUGUAAGCCUAACUCGAAAUGUCAGGCUGGAUGGGGUCUUUGUAGUUCCAGGCGUUAUAGCGACAGUCUGCAAAUGACAGUUUGAAGUGCCAUUUUUUUUGUUUUGUUUUGUUUUCGAAGCUGAUGUUGAAUUAUUUUUGCUGGCUUCAAGAUACUUUCACCUAAAGUGCUUAUUUUUCAUUUGUCAUGGAAUCCAAAAGAAUCAUAUUUAUAAAAUAGUUCUAUUUCUUUCUUUCACGCCUUCAUAAAAUUCUCUCAAAUGUCAUUCACAGGCUGGGUUUCCCGCCUAGAAACUGUGCCGAGACUGAAGAGCUGUGCUCUCAGAGCCCGGCUAGCGUGUGUGAAGAGCGUAGCGCCGCUGUGCUGGCGCACCAGAGCGCUGAGGGGGACGGUCCCAAGGACCCUCGCUCUGCUCCAGUCAUGUCAGCAUAGCAAAUGCUUCUCCAGUACUUUGUACCUUUAUAGUAUUAACAUUUUAAAAUUCAUAUUUCAGAGACACCAUCAUCAGAAUUUUCUCUUAUCCAUGAAAAAAAUAAUAAUAGCUCCAGAAGAAUAGUUAAGUCGUAGACUAUGAAACUUGAGAAAUCCUCUGGAGAUAAAAGACUGCAACAUAUCCAGCGUCGCAGAAACCCCUGGUGACAUGUGCCCAGACCGGCCGGAGCAAUGCCCGGCCUGGGCGGUGUCUUUCCAGGUUGGCCUCGAGUGGAGCCAUGGUCAUGCCGCCACUCGGGGCCACCACUGUUAGGGAAGAGCAUGAGCAGGAUUUUUUUUCUUUUUUUUUUUGAUUUUUUACUUAGUAACUUAAUUUGCUUGAAGAUCACUCAGUAAAGCAGUUCACACAGGGUGUUUAUCAUAUUCUUUGAAAUUUUGUUCAUUUUCCUCAAUCAUUGACUUAGGUAGUUCAUUUCUGAAGGUAAAUGUUUCUGUGGAAAACCAGUCACUGCCAGGAUUCUUUCAUUUCUGUACUAUUUUGUAUAAUUGGAUUUGUUAACUUCUCACACCAGCAAGUAUUUUACAGGUGCCUUGGAUUAAAACAAAAUUGAUUUUAAAAUUUUAGUGUAUGUCAUUGUGCUUAAGAUACCACUUUUAAAAUGCAAUUACAUCAUGGAUAGUGCCCAUAGUUAAUGUACCAAUUUGUCUCUAAUUGUUUGAAUGUUUUAUUCACCUUAAAACUUUAGGACGCCACGAACAGUAAAUACUGUGUUGUUCUGUGUUAAGGGGAUGUCGGUGGCCUGUCUGGGUCUGGAGGUGCUGGUUGGGAGAGCAGAUUCCGGGGCUCCAGUUCAAACCACUUCAAAAGAAAGUCAGGGGGUGCGGGGCUUCAGAAUAUGCCCCUUCAGCAGGCCCCUCAGAUGGUGCUGAGCCCACCACAGUUUGUGAACCACUAAGAUGAGAAGUGAAAAAAAUAAAGUGUUUUGCUGGUUCAAAGCUGAGCUGAACACAUAAUAGAGCAUUUUCCUUGUGAAUGAUGUCAGCAAACGUGCACUGAUUCUUUUAUAUUACACUUUACUAAAUGUUCUUUUUACUAAAACACCUGGUUUAUUAGCGAUGACAAACUAAAUCCAGAUUGUUGCCGUACUUCUUGGUACUUUGAUAGAUGGUUUUUAAGCCACGAAAUCAUCUCCAGAUCAUGAUCAAGACAUGGAACUCCUACCUUCAAGUCAGCCCACUGAAGCAUUUUUGCUUUCCUGAUUGUGACAUUUUUAUCUCGACACUUGUACUUUUGAUAACUUGGGAAAAUAGAAAUUACUUGAAAAAAGAAUUGCCUGGCCCGCUGCAUUGCUGAGGUACAGUCUUUGUAAAGGACCGCAGAGCAGUGGACCAUAGUGAGAUGUGAUUAUCGUUUCUGUCCACCUGCUUAUCACAAAGAGACGUGAACAAAUGAUUAUAUUGGGGUUUUUUUAUUUAUAAGAUCUAACAAAAUCACCAUUCGCAACUUUUUAGAUCUGUUUGUUGCCUGUUUAAUAUAUUUCUUUUAAAGUCUAAAUGGUUUUCUAUCUACUGUUAAUUUUAAUUAGGUAACAUUUUGUCAAGUAUUUUUUCUGAUUGUUAUUUGAUGCUAGCUGUAAUUAAUUGAC